Molecule: messenger RNA, 411 nt
Organism: Psylliodes chrysocephalus
Lineage: Eukaryota; Metazoa; Arthropoda; Insecta; Coleoptera; Chrysomelidae
Source: the annotation of a GenBank genome assembly
AUGAACAACCUAAACUCUUCCUCGCACACCAAUGUUAAAACAGUUAUUCAAGAUUUUGUUAGGGAAAAUGAACAAUGUGUAUUAGAGAGGUUCACUGAAGGAGUUCUAGAAGCUGUAAUUGGUGACUCAGCAGACGAAGGAUACUCUACCGGUUUGAGGAAGUUAUACAUGGUGGUUCUUAGCUGGAGACGCAACAAAGCAAGUGCUCAUUUCAACAUAAAGAGAACUGAUGCCCUCCUUACGGAAUAUUACAUUCAAAUUCGAAGUCGACAGGUUAUUUUCACCUCAUGGCAAAGAGAAAACGCCAAGGAAGCUAAAGCAGCACAGAGUUUCGAAGCCCUAGAAAAACAGAUGGCUGUUAUUAAAGAUAUUAAUGCCCCAGCACUUCCAACAUUGAGAGCCAAACAAUAA